Daldinia caldariorum is the source of this 2050-nucleotide messenger RNA. RefSeq names its product MFS general substrate transporter. The transcript has a single exon. Gene Ontology annotation, molecular function: transmembrane transporter activity. The record is from RefSeq and is a predicted model, not a curated record. Gene Ontology annotation, cellular component: membrane. Lineage: Eukaryota; Fungi; Ascomycota; Sordariomycetes; Xylariales; Hypoxylaceae. Gene Ontology annotation, biological process: transmembrane transport. The coding region runs from base 183 to 1547 and encodes 454 amino acids.
UGGCGUUAAUUCAGUCCAGUGAAGAUAAUGCCAAACCAGACCCAGAUAUCCAGCCUGAUGUGGUAUAUACUGCAUCUCCAACAUGGCUUGGAAAGAUACAUCCUUAUUUCAAGGACCCGGAACAUGUUGUAGUCCUCAAACUCGACGUCCUCCUAUUGGCCUGGGCCUUCAUCGCCGGAUUAAUGAAGGAUAUGGACCAGUCUACGACGACGCAGGCUUACGUCUCGGGAAUGAGAGAAUCUCUUUCGCUGUACGGAAACGAACUCGUCGAGUUCACCACAUAUUUCUCCAUCGGCUACGCGCUCUUCAUCGUCCCCGCUCAGAUGAUACAGACGCGAGUCCGCCCCUCGAUCUUCUUGCCAAUCUGCGAGAUAAUUUGGGGCGCGCUCACGUUAGCGACUUAUAAGGCGCCUAAUGCGAGAGCUGUUUCCGUCCUGAGAUUCUUCCUGGGUGUUUUCGAGUCGACGUCUUGGCCCGGUCUCGUCAGUCUCAUCUUCAAUUGGUAUACACCGAGAGAGCUUGGCAAGCGAUUGGCCAUAUUCGGCGUCAGCGGCGUGGCUGGUAACAUGUUUUUAGGAAUCUUACAAGCCGCCCUCUAUAAGAAUCUCAAUGGGGUGAAUGGUCUUGGGGGUUGGCAGUGGCUCUUUAUCGUCUCCGGUAUUAUGACGAUGACGUGGGGAGCAAUAGGAUUCCUAGUCAUCCCCGACUCCCCUACGAUCACUCGAGCUCUUUACUUGAACCCUUCCGAGAGGGAACUAGCGCGCACAAGGCUCUCUAAACACGGAAUGACGACCUCGGAGCUGAUUCCGUUUGAACUUCUUGUUAAGAAACUCCGCUCGUUGAUCCAAAACCCCCUUACGUACCUGUUCCUGGCGGCCUAUCUCCAGUUCGCCUGGUCACAACGCGCCAACUCGUACUUCCUUCUGUACCUGAAAGGAGUGAAAGACGAAAACGGUGAGCCGCUAUAUUCAACGUACACGGUGAAUCUUAUUCCGCUUGGGGGGUACGCCAUCUCAAUUGUCUGCAACAUCGCACUGAACGCGCUGAGCGACUGGAAAGGCUGGCGGUGGCAAGUAUCCUGCGCCACUGCCGCCUUGCAAUUAAUAGCAACCUCCGUUCUAGCUGGAUGGCCCCAAUCGCAUUCUACAAUCAUGACGUUUUACUUCCUCACGUUUGCCACGGCCGCUUGGGGUUACGCGCUCGUAGCGUGGCUGGCGGAGAUAUUGCGCAGGGAACCCGAGGCGCGAUCGAUCAUCGUCGCCAUUGCCAUUACGCUGGUAUACGUCGGGCACGCCACGAUCCCGCUGCGCGCGUGGCGGGUGUCCGACUCGCCUACGUACCCGAUAGGGUUCCCUUUGGCUGCGGCCUUUUGCGUAGGGAGUAUAGGGUGUAUGCUGGCGAUGCGAUUUCAUGUUCGAAAGUACCCGAACAUUGUAGAAUGGGGGCUGGACUGGAGAGAAAGACAGGAUGGUGCGGUGGAGGAGGCGUCUGAUUCCGAUCAGGCGAAUGGGAAACAGAUCACAAGGCAGACUACGAGGGAGGUCUGAACGUUCGUCGAUUUUCCCUUGCCAAUCCAGCAGGAAGGUUAAGAGCAUUAGUAGCAAAAAUUCACAAUUGUUUUCAGGAACGGUCUAGGGGAAGCCUGUUACGAGAAACCAUCGCCCCUUAAUGAUCGACUGAUAUUUCCAGCCAGGAGGUGAUUUUCAAAGUUUCUUUAUGAAAUGUUUAGUAAGGAGAUCGCGGAGUACAAUAUUUAUGUUGGGAUCGGUAAGCUAAGUCAAGAUUCAUCGAAACUCUCCCAAUUUGACUCUUGAUGUUUUCAUCCUUAGGUAGUCCCCCAUACCCAGCAUUGUUCAGUGUACACUGGAUAGGUCCGCGUGUAGUUACCUAAGACUGUACCUCAUGCAACCACCAAAAUCUUUCAAUAGGCACAGGCACCACUGUGACCAGAUUCCAUCCCGUACUAAAUCGAUUUGUUCAAUAAGGUCAACACCACAAUGUGUGUCUUUUGUCACUAAUGAAGCUAACGAGACAUUGUGUUGAAUGCUUU